Messenger RNA from Aspergillus ruber CBS 135680, 4872 nucleotides. RefSeq names its product ubiquitin-protein ligase RKR1. Lineage: Eukaryota; Fungi; Ascomycota; Eurotiomycetes; Eurotiales; Aspergillaceae. Gene Ontology annotation, cellular component: cytosol; RQC complex. Gene Ontology annotation, molecular function: zinc ion binding; ribosomal large subunit binding; ubiquitin protein ligase activity. Bases 1 to 4872 code for a protein of 1623 amino acids. The record is from RefSeq and is a predicted model, not a curated record. Gene Ontology annotation, biological process: ribosome-associated ubiquitin-dependent protein catabolic process; rescue of stalled cytosolic ribosome. The transcript is spliced from 7 exons.
AUGAGCAAAAAGUUCAAGUCGCAAGCUUCGAGCAGUCGUGCUGCAGCCAGCACAUUUGGAUCCUUUGGUGGAUUUUCAUCUACAUCCGGUGCAGGAAGAGAGCCGUCUUCCUUAACAUAUGUGGCCGAACCGCCGGAUCUUUCGCGGAUAUCGGAGCCGCAACUGGCGAUUGCAUUCAAGAACUUUUUGAAGAAAGAUGAAGUCACAAGAACAAAGUCGUUAGAUGACUUGAACGACUACAUUUCCUCUGUGGAAGCGCGCAGUGGGACACUGGAUGAUGGUUUCCUAGAGGCAUGGAUCAAAAUCUACCCACGGGCAUCGAUUGACCUUUCUCGUAGAGCGAGACAACUAUCCCAUACAAUCCAGGGCACCGUGGCCUCUCUUGUGGGGAAGCGGAUUGCUCGCUAUUUACCCAAGGUGAUUGGGGCAUGGAUCGCAGGGCUUUAUGACAAUGAUAGACCAGUUCAGCGAUCUGCUGUAGAGUCAUUCACGCGGGUAUUCACGACUGAUGAGAAGAGAAUUGGUGUAUGGAAGAUCUAUCAAAGCUCGAUCCUUGAGUUUGUAGACGAUGUCAUUCUCCAACAGACUCCUCAGACGUUGAGUGAUGAGCGGACCGUGAAAUCGGACGAUGCUCAAGCAAAAUAUGCUCGCGUGGCUGCAACAGCAAUCUUGUUAUUAAACCGCAUCAUAGGGAACACACCACGCGAAGAACUUGAAAAAGAUCUUCCUGCAAUUGAAAUCUUGCUCAGUAGCAAGUCAUUGUGGUCAUUGUGCUCUAACGAAGACGCAUUUGUUCGUCGCUCUCUUUAUGCUCUUCUUCGGUCAGCUGUUGCGAGAAUUCCUGAAGAACUUGACUGGAAAAUCAUAAGUACGGCCCUUAUUGGGAAAUCCUUGUCUAUAGCGCAAGUGGGAGCUUCAACAGAGUUGUCCGAAUCGUUGCUACAAUCAACAUCCGCAAGAUCUCAGUUAUGGACAGAAGAUUACGCCGGGAAGACUUCACCCACAAAAAGGUUACUUCAGUACAUCCAGAAGGGAUCUCAGAGUGGGCAAAGCUCUUUUUGGCCGAACCUUUAUCAUUUACUGCAAGCCGUCCCGUUGAAGACACUUGCGGAUAUCCGCCCAGAGACUACUACUGAGAACGGUAUCGGGUUAUCAAGUGCCAUUGCCCUGUUGGAAGCAUUCCAGGAGGGGUUGAAUUCCAGAGAAGAGCCUCGACAGAACCAAGCAGCAGGGUGGAAAUCGUAUAUCAACACGGGAAUAUGGCUGGCGAAGAUCAUCCCAGAAGCCGAAAGAACAAAACUUGUUCAAGAAAGGCUGUCUCCAAUACUGGUGCAACAUGUACAAGCUGAUCCAAACCAAUCUCGAUGGUCAUUACCUUCUCAAAUGGCCCAAUCCGUUUGUGCCGAUUACAUUGUUACCUUGACCAAGGACGGUUAUGAAAAUGAAUUGCACCUUUUGUGGACGGGUCUAUCAGACAGCCUGCUUGAAUCGGUCAAAUUGUCUUCUCCGGAGCAGUCAAAGGAUUUCCAAGCAUCGCAAGACGCGAUUUGCACCCAAGCCCAGCGUCUUCUUGGCUUGGAAUCUGCAACACUCAUGCGGGUAUCAGCCACAAAAUACGAAACCGGAGUUUCUAAGGUCUUCGAAACCACUAAUUUGCCACUUCUUGACAGUUGCUUGCAUGUCUUCCGGACUCGGAAUGGCAAGCCGUAUGGAGCAGCUGCGGUUGUUGAAGAAUCAGUCCGACAUAUCCCCCAGAUUGCUCGGCAGUCAAAAGAACUCUUGAAGUUUGUCCAAGAUGAUGCACCGGAGCUAUUGUUCUCGCCCUCUGCGGAUCGCAUAAUUACCAUUAUUUUGUCUUGUCGCUCUUGGCAUGGAUAUGGCUCUAGUUUCGAGAAAAUUAUCGAGCAAGUGAUCCAGCUCGAGCCCGAGCAGUCGAAUGCACUUGUUCUCCAGAGGCUGUUAGCGACUCUUGACUUCAAGGAUAUUGGUGAUAAGUCUGGAUUGAACUUGUUGAUUAUGCGGGCACUAGACAGAGCUUGCAAGGGCAGUGGUUUUCACUGGCCAAUUGUCAUCGCGGUUCUUCAGAAUCCCACUUCGCAUGGCGAAUUGACGGACUCUAUUUUCUUGUCCAUCAUUGAUUCAUUGUCCGCUGAAGACAGAGUGGUUGAUACCUUGGACGGGCUCUCCCAGAUUGCAAUGUCUGUCCCAGCUGCCAUAGUAAAAUUUCAGAGUGGAGCCAAUGGCUCCAAACUGGCUGGCAAGCUUCUUUUCCUUUCGGAAUCUGGUGACGAAGAGGUAGGAGACCUUGCUGAGUCUCUGACCAACACAUUGAAGGAGACUGUGAUGGGUGAGACAAGUAACAAGUCAAAUAUCGAAAUCCUCCAACACAAUUUCGAUCACGUUAACGAAGAAUCACUUUCGAUCGAGUCCUUGCUGAGCAUCGCGGAGGAAUUGCUGCAGAACCUCACACCCGAGGAAGCAAAUCAGACGACAAAGAGCGUACUUCCUUCAGCUCAAUCCUGGGAGAAGGCUUUGGAACCGUUCCUUCAGCUGCCGCCUCGGUCCUCGACUGCUAUAACAAAUCCCAUUGGGGGUACAAUACAUCUCAUCGAUCGUGAGCUACCCGAGUCGUUCUGGGAACAGUAUAACAGUAUCUCGCGUGAUGCCAGUCACUGUUCUGCUGCAUUCCGUCUAUCCUAUUUUACAACCAAGAUUUUGUCUUCGUUUGCAGUCACGGAGCAUCUCGGCGCGAAAGAGUUUGAGGUCUUGUUCUACAACUUACCCUUGGCUAUACAGCUUGUUGAAGACGACUUGAACAUUGAGAAAUGCAACGGCAUAACUGGAAUUCAACUAGCAGAGCAACGAGAGGAAUACUUGGAAAUUGUGAAAGAGGGCAGGGAAGUCAUCUACGAGUGGAUACAGUCGAACACUCAGAUCGGUGAUGAAACAGUCUCAUCCAGAGUAAUCACAUCCUGGAUAAGCAAAUUGGAGAAGCUUGACAGUAGUUCACCAGUGAACUACCGGAUCGGCGAGGCAUUUGUGAAGGUCAUGGCCGGCGCGGACUCGUCGAAGACAAACAAAUGGCCGGAAGAUGUCACUCAACUAUGCAGGGACACGCGGACUGCAAAUGCCAUUCGCUCUGCCGCCUGGAUGGGAGUUCUACGGCAAGCUGUGGUAUCAAACCCUGCCGGAACACGACUGUGCAAUGAGCUCGUUGCCGAUUCUACAGGACUCAAAGUUGAAGAUGAGCGGAAGGAUGGUCUUCGAAAAUUGGUAUUGCUUAAUCUUCUCUUUGCAGAGGGACAAAGCGUGGCUUCAUCUAUCCCAACUCAGCGAUUGGUCUUCCUGGUCAAGCAUCUUAUGUCAUGCCUCCAGUCCGAGAUCAAGUCCCAAGGACUCAAAGCGGAGAUCAUGCGUACUUUGACUUUCGUGCUUCCUUGUCUAAGCGAAAUUUAUGGUUCGCACUGGGAAGAUAGUAUGGAGAUCUUAAGCUCGACCUGGCGAGAAACAGGCGGCGGCGAUGAGAGUCUACCGGUGCUGAAGACUUCGUACAGACUCUUUGCAUGUUUGAAAUUGAUAGUGGAUAACGAGGAGAGCAAUGACGAUGUCAAGGAUGCUUGGUCUGAUCGCAAGACGACUCUUUUCAAUAACUUAACAUCGACCCUCAGGAAGUUCGACUCCUCAACCACCUUCCAUAAACCUCGUGAUGUGACCGUCGAGCUUCUGUGCAGUUUGCUCAACACUAUUCCAAUCAAGAGCUUGGAACAUGUAAACAAGAUAUUCCCUCUUCUGACUGCCCAAAGCCGGACCGUCCAGCGUGCUGCUUAUAUUGUGCUUCAUCGGUACAUUCCGGAGGUUCAAGAGCAGGUGUCGUUUGAUGUCGCCUUGUCCAAGUCCACCGCGAGACUUCCCCUUGAGCUACUGUCUUUGCUCUUGGAAGCCCCGACAAUGGAAUCGAUCAAUAAUUCCGAUGGGGAGGACAAGAUGUGGACUGGCAUUCGGUCAUAUCUACUCAGCUGGAAGGUGGUGUUUGACCACUUCACCAACGCGUCCUUUGCUCUGCAAGAAAAUUACGUCACAAACAUCAAGGAAAAUGACAGUUUGAUCCCGUUGCUGGAAUUCAUCUUCGACUUCCUUCAGAAAUCACAUGGAAAGAUUGUCGAUGCUUCCAAAUUCGACAUUCGCACUUUCGAACCUGACCAGGCGGAGACUGCGGAGAAAGAAACACAGUGGCUUCUCAUCCACCUGUACUUCUUGUGCUUGAGGCACUUGGCCAACAUGACCAAGAACUGGUGGAUCGAUGCUAAGAAGCGCAUCAAGGGACCAGUGGAAGCCUGGACAGAGAAAUACAUCUCUCCCUUGAUUAUUGAAGACUCUCUUCGCGGUGUCUCGGACUGGGUUUCAACACAGGAUCCCAACGAAGAACGGGCACUGGCUGUCAAGAUCUCCCCCAAGACAGCGGAGAUCAUCGCAAGCAUCGAAGUCGAUGAAGAAUCACCACCUGUCGCUAUCUCCCUCUCUCUACCUCCCGCCUAUCCUCUUCAGCCUGCCCUAGUCGUCAGCCGGAGUCGCGUCCUGGUCGAUGAGAGAAAGUGGAAGAGCUGGCUGCUCACAAUCCAAGGAGUCAUCAUGUUUGCCAAUGGCAACCUUGAAGAUGGAUUGAUGGCAUUCCGACGCAACGUACAGGGAGCGCUUAAGGGACAGAGCGAGUGCGCGAUCUGUUACUCGGUCAUCUCGACGGACAUGCAGACCCCGAACAAGCGGUGCGCUACUUGUAAGAACACCUUCCACUCUGUUUGCUUGUUCCGGUGGUUCAAGAGCAGCAACCAAAGUACUUGUCCGCUGUGUCGGAACAACUUUGUUUAUGUAUAA